Messenger RNA from Lizanozyma spartinae, 1584 nucleotides. RefSeq lists its product as uncharacterized. The transcript has 2 exons. Bases 1 to 1584 code for a protein of 527 amino acids. Lineage: Eukaryota; Fungi; Ascomycota; Pichiomycetes; Serinales; Debaryomycetaceae. The record is from RefSeq and is a predicted model, not a curated record.
AUGGACAUCGUUAACAUAGUUGUUAUUGCUAGCACUACCUUCAAGGCUAUAGAAAUGGAGCAUAGAGGAAGAGAUACUCGACGAGUGUCAGCUCCAAUCGAAGAUACAAGGACUAGUGUCAGGGCUAAGAGUAGUAGUGCUAUCGGGGCUAAACCUAAACUCAGUCAUGAUUGGAACCGAAGCAGUACUCAGCUCGCAUUACUUCCUUCUAAACGAGGAGGUUUGUGUCGUAAUAGUGGAGAACUGUUGCUAUAUACAGCAUUAAACAACUCCCAACUCUCCGAUAGACAAAAACGUUUGCCAAAGUUGAAUACCGAUCCCAAUAAUGCAAAUGAAAUGAAGCCUACUUUUAGAAAUCCUAGAUACCUGGUUAAUGCAGAACAAAAAUUACAAAGACCUCAGGUUCGAAGAUGGAACAGUUCCAACGAUGCUCAACCCCUGAGCAUUAGUCCUACCGUUGUUGAGCGUCCUGAUAGGUUUAGAAGUCAGAGAGCUCUCUGUAACAGCAACAGCAGUUCAACGUUGUCAGUUCUUAACGAUCAGUACGAUACUACCCGACCUCAGGUUAACUAUGUCUCUACUGAUAAUACGUUCCGAGAUUUGAAUAAGGACAUAAAGCCCUUUAAGGAAAGUAAAGAUGAUAAUAUAUCAAAUGAGAAUACGGAUACACUUGCGUUGAAAUUUUACACAAGGAUGUCUAAUGUCAUAAGCAUUGCACAGAAUGGAAUAAACUCAUUGGUUCCUUCAAGGUUCAAUAGCAUGGUUGAUACCAGUUAUGGGACCGGAAGACCAGCAAAGUCUACCCUUUUGUUGCAUUCAGAAAGUGAAGACGAAGAGGAUGAUGGCCACGAUGCAGACGAAGAGAAUUAUGAAGAGGAUAGUGAAUCAUUUUCAGGUGCGUUUAGGGAUGGUUCUAGAAGCUACGAUAACUCCGUUUGGGAUUCACCUGCAAUAAGUAGUUUGAAGGUUGGCAAGAAGGAGUCAGUGGGUAACAUUCAGGAUAUCAUGAAAGAAAUUACUGAUUUCCAGAGUAACUUUGUUAAUAAGUUUGGGGAUGAUACCAACCUUAAUAACGAGAAGUUUAAUCGUACUCAGCAGCGUAUUCUUGACUACAAGGAGUUAGAAAACAAUACCAGUCUUCAAGGACUGAAUAACCCAAUUGCAUUUGAAUCUUAUAAUUAUCGGAUACAAUAUGAGACAAUCAUCAACCAAUACAACUCUAUUAGAUUUCGGUUUGCCAGCAAGACUAUUACUAAGGACAAUAAGAUCAGGGUAGACACAGGAGUUCUUGGUUUCAUUAACCGUCAAGAGAAAUUUGACUAUUUAAAAGCAACAGACUCAAAACAGCCGAAACUUAUCUCUGAACAAGAUAAAGAUGAGUAUCUUCAGAAGUUAUGGGAUAAGGAAAAUAGCCAAACAUUCAAAACUGUUAGUGAGAAUCCGGAGAAUACUUGUUCGAACUCAAGCGUUGUGAGCUCCAACACUAAUUUUUCUGCAUCUUGUACAAAUACCAGCCUGAGUACGACAAACAUGAAUAUGCUUGAAAUGGCCCGUUCUGUCAAACUUGGCCAAGCCAAUAUUUAA